This is a messenger RNA of Neolamprologus brichardi, 1153 nucleotides long. RefSeq lists its product as uncharacterized. The record is from RefSeq and is a predicted model, not a curated record. NCBI's taxonomy places the organism in Eukaryota, Metazoa, Chordata, Actinopteri, Cichliformes, Cichlidae.
UCCCUGAGCCAGCCUCAGGGAAACAGCCUAAGUUACAGUACACAACAAAAGCCAACAUUGCCAACUGGAGACCUGCAACCACAACACAACAACCUGAAGCCGUUUAUUGCAGGAAAUGUGCGUAAUUACGCACGGGACUGAAGGAAUUUAGCGACCAGACGGGCAGGAUGGGAUGCUCCACCAGUACCCAAACUUCAGCGGUAGAUACGACUCGACCAAGCGCUAAGCUUGAGGAGAGCAACGGAGCCAGCACUACAGGAGCGGCCAAUGAAAAUGGGAAUGUAGCUGAGGACAGUGAAACUAUUCCGGACCAGACAGCUGCUGAGGGAAGCGAUGCCAAGCCUGCAGAAGAGCCUGCCGUGACAGCCGCGUCUGCAGACACCACAGCUGCAACUCCACCAGCAGCAGAAGAGUCUCAGGAUGCAGCCGGCAGCCCGCCUGAUGAGACUUCAGCAGCAGCAGCAGGAGACAGCACCGCUGAGACAGCAGCAAGCUCCUCUGAGGCUGGAGCUCCUGCCCCAGAGCCAGAAAAAGGGGAUGCCGGAGCGACUGACUCAGAGCCCAAAACAGACGAGACACCUGCUCCCAGUGAGUGACGUGCGACAUGACCGAGUGCACAGAGGAGUUUAUCUGCACGCAUGAGUGAAAGUAUGUCCGUGUGUGUGUGUAUGUGUGUGAGAGAGAAAGACAUUGUCUUGUUGCCAAGAUCCAGACCCCGUGGAAACCACUUUGAGUCCGGGUGCUCAGUCACCACUGUGCCUUCUUCCUCCUCCUGGAUGUCUGCAGUCUCUCCUCUUAGACUGUGAAUAGAGUUCAACAGCACUUAGGUUUGUUUAUCUGUAACAGCUGAGAGAAGCUUAGAUUACUAUUUAUUAUCUGUAAUGAAAUAGCACCAUAAACUGUAUGUCCUUAACUUAUUCUUGAAACCUAAGAGUUUGUUUCUGUGAAAACUAAAGCCAAAGUAUAUUAGAUAUUAGAAGAUAUUAUAUUUCUUUUUUGGGGGGUGAGGGGUAGCUAGCUUUGAUUUUAUUAUCAUAUUUAAAGUAGGCGUAAAUCUAAGAGGGUUUUUUCCUGAUGUGUCAUGAUUUUUAGUAUUCCCAAAAAUCUGUAAUCUGUAAUAAGCUGUUGAAAAAUUAAAAAGAUCACCUUAAAA